Molecule: messenger RNA, 852 nt
Organism: Zymoseptoria tritici IPO323
Lineage: Eukaryota; Fungi; Ascomycota; Dothideomycetes; Mycosphaerellales; Mycosphaerellaceae
Exons: 1
Coding region: 122-739 (205 amino acids)
Source: RefSeq, a predicted model, not a curated record
CGACAAGGCUACCAUUCCACCGGGUUCGCACAUUGAUCCAAUCGAUCAAGCCAUUGCUGUCCCGGGAAAUGGAGACAUCCCAUCAACCUUAGCCGAGCCUCAGUCCGGAAUCGGCCUUGUCAUGGGAUCAGAAGGACCUUCAGACAUAGUUCGCAAAUUCGGACGAUCUUUCAGCACUGUCGAAGACGCGGUCCACCAUCGAGGCCACGCAAGAGCCGUCACCGAAAAGGCUCCCAACUACAGCACCAACAUUCAGGGCUCAGAGCUCAGUGUAAUGGGAGAGCCGCGACUCGGUUCCGUGAUUCGGAGGAAUGGACAUAGUGUUCCGAGGAUAUUCACAGGAAGCUUCUCAGAGCUGGAGGAUAGCAUUCGCAAGCUUCGCCUACCUGUGUCUGAGAUUCAGCGAGUGCCACAGACUGCAGGCAUUCAUUCGGUGGCAGUGACCACCGCCCGCACCACACCACUCUCGAGCGUACCACCAAGCCCGAGGAUGCCACCGAGUCCCGCCACCCUUCAACGUCGAGAAGCCCUUCUUGAGCGUGACGUGGCCUUCCAGGACCGUAUCAUCAAGGGUGAUGUGAUCCGUAGUCGCCGACCAUCAGACCGCGUGCCUUCUGAAUUGGCACUCAACAUUUCUGGUAAUUCUCAGCAACACGAUGCUUUGGAACGCUGGCUCGACGAGGAAGUAGAGCCCACUGUCUUGCGCGCAUCUCGUGGCCAGAAGAAGAACACUUUGUGAGUAUUCCUCAAGCAAGAGCAGGUGAUCAGCAAUCGCGAAAGACUUUCGCUUUGACGAUGAUGUUUGACAAGUCAGGAUUGUCUCCAUUGUCGUCUCCAAUCUUGACGACGUAA